Messenger RNA from Astyanax mexicanus (Mexican tetra), 5108 nucleotides. RefSeq lists its product as uncharacterized. Gene Ontology annotation, cellular component: nucleus. Lineage: Eukaryota; Metazoa; Chordata; Actinopteri; Characiformes; Acestrorhamphidae. Bases 173 to 3781 code for a protein of 1202 amino acids. Gene Ontology annotation, biological process: regulation of transcription by RNA polymerase II. Gene Ontology annotation, molecular function: DNA-binding transcription factor activity, RNA polymerase II-specific; RNA polymerase II cis-regulatory region sequence-specific DNA binding. The record is from RefSeq and is a predicted model, not a curated record. The transcript is spliced from 9 exons.
UGGAGCGGUGCAGUGUGGUGCGCCAGCCUGUGUGUGGCAGUAAUCGUUUCUCCUGUUUUUCGUGUUUGAUCGAAGGAAGAAGAACAGGGAAGAUUAGGAGGUCGCUGUUUCUCUGCAGGAUCUCAUGGCUUUAAACUUGCAUUACUAAACCUGCGGAAAGAAAAAGCCGAAAAUGACCAAACUCCAGCUUCUGCACCGCGCGCUAAACGAGCGGCUGAUGGCGGCGGUGGAGCAGGUCAUGGAGAUGGUGGGCGGCACGGUGCUGGAGUAUGAAGUGGAGAUGGUCCGGGCACGGAAAGAGAACGAGGAGCUGAGACGGAGACUACGGUGGAUGGAGGGAGAAAAUCCCACUGACUGGCCAGAUAUUGAAAUCGACACCUCAGGGUCCGACCAGCCUGUUCUUGUGAUAGACGAACCUGUACAAAACUGCCCGUCGAUCACAAUUGAGCCCAUCAAUGUUUCUGAUCUGCAGUCACUCAUACCUGAUGCCAAGCUUGCAGCAGCUGUAUCAAUACGCAGUGCUGAUCUGGAAAUUAUUCGUCCAAAGGCCACUGAAGCAACUAUUUCUGGCAUCUCCAACAAUAUGGGGUGGGUCUCAUCUCUCAGUUAUAUGGAACCACUGGAUUGUGACCCUACCACGAAGAGCGGGAAGGGAAGAAGCAGAAGCAGAAGGAAUAUGAUGUCAUAUGCCUGCCCAGAUUGUGGUAAAGUCUUCGGGAGGAAGCAGAAUCUGAAUGUCCACAUGCGCAUCCACUCUGCUGAUAAGCCAUAUGCAUACCGCAGCCGAAAAGCAUGUUUCUAUGGGGACAAGAAAAGAAAAAGGAAACCACAUGGCCUUUUUAAAGAAUGUCCAUCAAGAGAGAUUGUGGAGAACAAGUCAGACACUGCAAAGAGUACUGGAUCAGCUACAGUCUGCAAACCAGUGGCUACUGCUUGCAAUUCCCUGAAAGCGGAGCCGAAGAAGGCCAGCAAGAUAUCAGAGAUCAGAGCAAUCGAGCAUGUGGGCCGCAGACGCACGCAAGCUUUUACAAGAGAAAAUAUGCAUCAGUGCUUGGAGUGUAAAAAACUCUUUAAGAAAGCAUCAAAGCUGGCAGUGCACAUAAAGAAGACGCACAGAAGGGUACUGGCAAGUCAAAAAGAACAGGAUGACGAUGUCGAGAUAAACAAGAUGAAUGAGAAAUCUCCGGAGCAUUCUAAGCUGCCACAAGAAGAAGAAAAAAAGAGUCAAGAUUCAAAUGUAAGAUCUGACGAUUCAAAAACUGCCUCUGAACUUCCAGAAGCAAAGAUUGCAGAGGCUAACGAAAACAAUUUAGAAUCAAAACCAAUAUCCAGAGGAAACAAUAAAUCUAAAGGAAGGAUCCCUGUGGAAUCUACUGAAGAUACAGGACCCCUUGAAAGACCACUUUCAUGUCGUGAGUGUGGCAAAACUUAUGUCAAUGCUGGAAGUUUGAUAACCCACGAGAGGUCUCAUAUUGCUAAAAGGCUGCAGAAGGAGAUGGAAAAACAGCCGCCAAUAGUGUUGAGUAGACUUAGAGAAAAGAAGCCCAAACCUCAGGAACAGGUUGCAAAGAAAUCACGUAAGAAUUCUACGAAUGAUAAACCUUCGUAUACCUGUCCCUUUUGCGAGACAGUCUACGGACAUCGGACUCGGCUGAUGGUGCACAUCCAGAGCCACAAUUGUGAAAAAACAUACUCCUACCAAGAGAUUAAAGAACUAUUUCACGGUGACAGGACAAAGUCCGAAGUUCCAGAUUCCAGCAGCCAGGAGCCUGCAAAAGAAAACAAUGAUGGAAAUGGAGGAUUGGCAGAGACGGAAAGUCAUGCGACUGUGUCCCAAGACCAUUCAAGUCCUUCCGAGCCUGUGGAAUCUGUUGAACCUUCGUCAGCUGGCAGUGAAGUAAAGUUCAGCCUACUACCUCAGCAGUCAUCCAGUGCUUCCUCCAACUGUGUCACCACUCAAGCAGGAACUGGUUUAAAAUUAAACAGCACACUCACACGCUAUUUCCAGUUGCAGCCGCGAAUUGUUCUACAACCAGUCAAUGUUAAAUCCAAGGUCUGUACCUUACCUGAGGAGCGUGAUCCUGGAUUAGUUAAAACUGACCCUAGUGCUCAUGUACCCAUGCGCUCAUCUCACACCGAGUCCCUGCCCAAGCAGCGAAUAUCUGACAUCGAGCCAGUCUGUGUAGAUUUUUCAGAUGCUGACGGUAGCGAUGACAAUGACUGGUCAGAUGUACUCCACCAUCUUGAUGAAGAUCUCGCCCAGCAGCAAACUGCACCUGAAAAGUUGGCUGACGUGGAAACAGUUGACAUUUCUCACCUCGAAUCCCCACAGAAAGACAUCGAUGCUUCCUCAGAUGUAGAGUUUAUACCAGAAAGGACUGAAAAACACAGUGCCCGUGGUGAUCUUUCUAACAGUGAUGAUGUAGUGGCUACCUCAGUCCAAGUCACAGGCAAGCACGGUGGUUCUACAGGUACGAUCUGUGGCUUAAAGUUUGCUAGUAAACCAUCCCUGUCCCGUCACAUGCGAAUACACAAUUCUCCGGGACAUACGAGGAGGUCGGUCAACUUCGAGGCAACCUGUAACAUAGUCGACAACAGUGAAACAAAAGUUGAAGAACAGGUUGGUGGGGAACAGACCCCAGAAGCACAAAAAGAGGAUUCAACUUCCAACUUAUCUGAAAUCAUCGAAGAGAUGGACUCUGAGAUGUGCUCUUUUCCAUCACUGUCUCAGUCACCUACACAUGACCCAGACAUUGAUACCUCAACCAUAUCCACAGGGGGCUCAGAAACCAAGGCUAAAAGCCGAAAACCAAAGAAGAAAAGCAUGGAAAAGAAAGUUCUGUACUGCCGCUUUUGUGAUAAAGCUUGUAGAAAAAUAGAUCUGCACCUCAAGUUUGAUCACCCGAGGGAACCUGAGGUAAUGAACGCCUUGAGGCGUGGAAAAAACGCUGAAGAGAGAAAAAGAUUACUGAGUGGUCUGUGCAGCUUGAAAAGCUCAAAAAGCUCAGGCAGCCCAGAUGCUGCUCUGAAUGACGAUCUGGUUCAUUGUCUCUUUUGUCAGGGGUCUUACCGAAGGAAUCAGUUUUGGAAGCAUGCUUUGGUUUGCAAGCCGAAAAAAGCAGAGGAAGAGUCGACUGUAUCUGAAGCUGCUGACAGCGUAUGUAUUAUAAAACCUAGCCCAGAAAACAAGUCGAGCAAGGCAGAGAAAAGUCCAGAGAAAGUAAUGAAAGACACUACCUCCAGCUCAGCAUCAGAAGAGUUGGCAAAUGCUCCCGUGCAUGAAGAUCAUCCCAGCACUGUACGGACCACAGCUGACCGACACACGGGGAACCUUUCUUUAGAUGCUUCAAGUGCAGAUGUACAGAGAACUGUCCCCACAACUGCAAACCCUUGCAUUUCUGUUUCUGGCGGCAGCGACAACUUGGUGCCUAACCUCAAAUCAGGUUGUUCACCAGUUCAGGAUGGUGUUUCCAGUGAAACAGGUCAGCCUUCAGAUCCAGAAGCCGGCCAUGUCAAGGAGGAAAUGGACAAAAAUGGUGAAGAUACUGGCAAUACUUGCAGUGACCUUGGUUUACCGCUUGAUUUCAGACUGCACCACAGUAUUAAAAGGAAACUGGACAGCCAGGACAGUGAGAUCACAGAAGCAAAGACUAAGAAAAAGAUGCAAAGUGACUCCUUACAGCCAGCAGACGAAGAAGCAGAAGCUGCAGCACAGAGCAAAAACUGUCCACACUGCAGCGCCACCUCCUGCAGCCCCCACCAGUGCACGAGUUCAGACUAGGCGAAGUCUUCAGGAUGUUCCACUGGAAAUGGCUGGCUGACUGCAGAGAAUGGACAUGAAUCUGCUUUAUAAAUCUUCAAUGUUAUGAAGUUCUAAACACUACAAGGUUCACAGCCUGUUAGUAGUUCUGUUAUUUGUAUAUAAAUACAGACAAAUUCUUAGUUUGAUUUAUUUGUAAUUAAGGUUUUUAAAUUAGAUUAUAUAUCUUGCUGAAGUUGACUUUGAACUUAGUUUUCUGUUCAAAUUGUUUAAACACUGUUCGGUGUUACUGAUCCCUGACUAAAAAAAAAAACAUUUAUUUUCCUGAAUUAAGAAAACACUGUUUAUCUUGCAUUUUGUGCAUCAGGUUGUGAAUAAAAAAUGUAAUAUUUCAGAUUUGUGUUUUGUUGCAAAAAUCAAACAAACCAAGUUAUUGGAUUUUUUUUCCCCCUCCUUCUGUUUUCGAAAAUAUAUUUGUCCAUUAUACAGUUUACAUUUUACAGUUUUUAUCUGCCUUGUAACCAGCUUUAUAAAAAAAUAAUGGAAUAGAUCUUCCGUUCGUUAGUUAGUCAGUGAACUAGCAUGUUAGCUAGUUACCUACUUUGCGCAUUAAUAUUAAGCACACCUCGCUAAAGUGAGCUUUUUAGUGGAGUGAAACACUUGCUUAGAGAAUAAAUAUAUCAUUAAACAAAACGUUUGUAGGAAAAAGUAUAUAUUGUUUGUAUUGUAAAAGUAUCUGCUGCUGUUGUGCACUGGAACCUGUUCGCUCCUGUGUUUGGAGGAACGCUUGAAACUGGCGGGGUGGGCGUGGCCAGUCUCACACGAGGGUUCAGGGAACCCGUCAGUCCAGAACCAGCUGACCAAUAGAGAUUCAAGGGGAACGCCUUUUUCUAAGCCCCGCCCACCCGUGAAAACUGUACCAAAACUCAGAAGCAAAAAAACUGAAGCAAAAACAAACGAGAUUUCAGAAGCAAGUCUUUACAAGGAAAAAAAAUAAAAAUCCACAGAAAAUUCACAAAAGUAAAAAAAAAUAAAAGCAAUGACUGACAAAAUACAAACUGAAAUAAUGUUAAAAUAGCUGCAAAGGAUCAUAAAGUGACCCAAGUAUAUUUAAAAAUAUAUAUUGCAAGACACAAUUUUUCCUUUUGAUUCUUAAAAAUUUGAUUGCGAAUUUUAUCUUUUUGUGUUAAACUUUUGCCACAAAAUUAACUCCAUAUUUUGUCCAGAUCCAGGCUGUUAUUAUUUGAGCUUUGUUAUGGUAGUCCCCUCACCCCUCAAAACAUACCCAAACUAUGUGCAGUAAUUUUUAAACUGAGUGCAAUAAUAAUAAAAAUAAUAAUGUUCAAUA